Cornus florida is the source of this 579-nucleotide messenger RNA. RefSeq lists its product as uncharacterized. Bases 1 to 579 code for a protein of 192 amino acids. The record is from RefSeq and is a predicted model, not a curated record. The transcript has 2 exons. Lineage: Eukaryota; Viridiplantae; Streptophyta; Magnoliopsida; Cornales; Cornaceae.
AUGCAGGAACUUAAGGAGGUAAGUGGAGACGUUGAUAGCCAGAGGGGAGUUCGCAAGUUAUAUUCAAGGCCCGGCGGUAGAGCAGAGCCAACCGGCGGAAUCCCUCAUAAGGACCCGUUAGUCGUUAGUUUAACAUUGGCCGAAUGCUUGGUACGAAGGGUUCUGAUUGAUCAUGGAAGUAGUGCAAAUUUUAUACCAAGGGACACGUUCGAUCGGCUCGAUAUAAAGCCCGAUAGGCUCAAGCCCACUGGCAAUCCCUUGCUCGAGUUCGAUGGAAAGCGGAUGGAACCCAUUGGAGUGGUGGAAGUAGCAGUGCAUGCUGCAGAAAGGGUUCUGAUGGAGAGCUUUGUGGUUGUCGAGAUCCAUCUCUCUUACAACCUUCUGAUGGGCAGAGGGUGGAUCCACAGAGUUCAAGGUGUUCCUUCCACUCUGCAUCAAGUAAUGAGAUGCCUGGGGCCAGACAGAACCAAGGUGAUUGACAUUCAUGGGGACCAGGUUGCAGCUAAGGAAUGUUAUUCAGUAACGCUGAAAUAUGCUGGAAAAGGGAAAGCACCCAUCCGUUCGGCAAGCCCGAGAUAG